Messenger RNA from Xyrichtys novacula (pearly razorfish), 34989 nucleotides. NCBI's taxonomy places the organism in Eukaryota, Metazoa, Chordata, Actinopteri, Labriformes, Labridae. The record is from the annotation of a GenBank genome assembly.
AUCACCACCGGCCAUCACUGCUUCAUUGUACGGACCACUGCUGCUGCUGCUGCUGAUGCUGAGAUCAUAGCGGAGGGGGAGAAAUCUGUCCAAAAUAAGGAGCAUGUCAUGGGCACGGUUUCUCACGGAUUAGGACUUUACGCACGACGAGGAUCGAUUCAGAGGUAAGAGGAGAGAACGAGUGGUAAAACGCUGCUUUUACUGGGUUUAUCAUCGUCUGAACUGGGAGUACUGGGACUAGCGGGCCUGCUGGUUUGAGUCAGAUUGAUCAUGCGAGGUGCAAACUAUACUCGUUUUAUUUUGUCUCCACGUUGACCUGAAUCUAUAACACUGCAGGAAGAGAUGCAACAACCGGAGGAAUCCCUGAAAAAUGACCCUAAUCUGAGUUUGUAGCGUAUUAGCUCGUACAUAUCGGAAGUGGCAGAGCUCGGCCUACACGAGCAACCUCCUCCAAGAUGACGAGGAUGGAGCUCGUGUCGGCUGUGGGGAUUUUCCUCGCCAUGCAGGGCCAUUUUACACACACCGAGCAUCAUGUAUGUGUGUUUCUCUGCAGCUUUGACUCGCUCUACAUGUCGUGCAUUGGAAAAGCAGGUGUGCAUUUGCUUCGAUUUGUGUGCUUUUGCAGUAUGUGUGUGUGCAUUUUUCUGCAUGACAGGUCAUCACACUGAAGUGGUCAUGUUUUGAAAGGAUGCUGCAGUAAUGUGGCAGGAGGAUGCUUCAGUGGUCCACAGUGUUCAGGAAGGGCCCUGAUGAUCGAGACUGAGGCAUCAGGUCUGGAGCCUGCUGCUGGUGCUGCUGCUGCUGCUGCUGCCUCAGGGUGUUACACUGGCCUGAUUUAUGCACAUGAACCCAGCUGGGGAAGGUAUUUGUCACACUUUUAAGGUCAGCAGAGAUGUAGGUUAGUGACUGACCACUAGUUAAUAGUUAUAGAUUAUUGUGCGAAAGGGAAGGCGUUCAAUAUCUUGUUUUGAUGAAGCAAAAUAAAGCAAAUAAUGUCAUUGUGAGAACAGAGUAGGAUGAAUUCUCAAGACUUUGCCAUUGCAGUCAUGAUAGGGUGAAGGCACAGGGUGCAAAUGACAAAGUAACAAGAACAUAACAGGUUAUAAAUAUACACUGAUUAGGGAAAGGUCAAACAGAUACAAAUUACCAUAAAUAGAACACAGACUAAUCAUCAAACAGUGAUAGAGACAAUAUAAGUAUUCAUAAAAAGGAAAGAAACAUGAUCAUAACAAAUAAUGACGUGUUUAAGACACGAUCAGAUGAGAUUUUGAUGAUACUUUAAAGGAGUUGAGGGAUGAUAUUGAUUUUAGAGAUGCAUCCAGAUUAUUCCAUAGUUUCAGUCCUCUAAAAGUGAUGUUAGACUGAUGACUAGAAGUUCGACAGGAAGGUAACCGAAGAUGGCCAUUUUGUCUUGUUGAGUAUGGGUGAGGGUCGGAUGAAAAGGUAAAAAAAAACAACAUUUCAUUUCAUUUUCAUACUUUAUUUCAUCCAGUUAAUAUUUAAAACAUUUAAUACAAACAAGAAAAAAUCUCAAACAUGUGAAUGAAAAGGAGCAGAAAGAAGAAAACUCUUUCAUUAUAUAUUAAUUAACUAAACACAUCAUAAAAAUAAACAACAUGCCUUUUUACAGUUCAGUAUUUCUCUUUUUCAAAAACAACCCACAAAACAAACAGAAAAGACGACGUUAAUUCACAUUCUUUCACAAAACAAACAUACCAGGACUUAGAUUAACUGAAUUCCCUCGAUUUAUCAACAUACUGGCUUUGAUGAUUUUUUUUGAAGAUAAUUAUUAUUUUAAUUGACAUUUUGUUGAUGUUCUGACGAAAACAACAAGAAAAUAGAGAGAAAAAUCCUUUUCAUUUUUGCACUUGUGCACGAAGGCUGGAACAAACUUGCCAAUAGUAAGAUCCUACAAACAACAACAGAUUAGAAAAGCACAAAACAACUUAAAUAAUAACAAAUUCAUUUCAAUUUGAUUCAAUUUUAGAAUCUGUCAUUUAUCUGGAGUUGCACUUACCUCCAGUUAAGCAGCAGUGUCAUAUAAACAUCUUGUACCUAUGUGCCAUCAAGUCUUCGCUGCAUUCCUGCACAUUUUCAUCACUCCAGAUGAAAAUGUGAAUUGUUAAUGUUGAUUUGAUAUCUAAAUUUUCAGUAGCAGGGUUGUCAGAAAUAUCUAUCUAAAUAGAUACAUAUAUAUUCUUUACAAAUUCAACAGAUCCUUUUGGCAUGUCUUUAAGGAUGCACGUUAUGUUACUGUCCGAUGCUGACAGACAGAAAGGAGAGGAAAGAUAGAGCGAUGUCAUCUGGUCCGUAUGUGUAAUAUUUUAGUCCUGAAUAGGGAGCUUGACACCUCUGCAAAAUGACUAACGCCCCCAAAAUGACCUAAACAGAUUGAGAAAGCUCAUUUUCUGAAUAUACCUGCAGCACCACUUGAUUCCUCCGUGCUAUUGAGAGAGAGUAUUUUAUGUCAGGUCUACAUUUUGGAUGUUGUGAAAUUAAUUUUUUUCCCUGCGGUUUCAUAAUAGGUGGCAUAUUUUUUAACAGAAACUACCUGUUUGGGGCGGUAACUAAUGGCUUCAGAUCCGCUGUACAUUGAUUGGUUACUCUGCUAUUCCAGAUAUACUAUUUUAGGCCAUAUUAGAGACUAUUGAACAUCUCUAAAUGUCACAGAUGUAAAUACUCACUCUGUGUGUAACUGCUCCUCCUCUGCUGUUAGUCUUACAGCCUCAUUCAUGAAAUCGGUUGUCAGAGCAUCAGGUUUAAUUUUUGCAUGGCUGCACUGUCGGUCAGUGCUUCAAAAAGCAUAUCUAUUAAGAUUAAAAUGACGAAGCGUUACUGUAGAGAGCUAAAAGUAAAUUAAAUAGAGAUUGGACAGUGAUGUUAUGUAAAAUCACAUAAUCACGGUCUGAACCAGAGGGUCCAUUAGAUCAUAUUCUCAUGACUAAAUUUUUUAUGGAAUUAAUAUUUUAGAAAUUCAACCAAACUAAACUUAUGGUGAAAGUUGCAUGUAAGUAAGAUGUUUACAUAACACUUUCCUGCUUUAUUCCCAGCAUUAGUAGAUCUCUGUUUGUUGAUAAUUUGACCUCGGAUAGAAAGAUUAGAGCCUUUUUGGUCUGAAAUAAGAAACAUAAUCUCAACACAAGCAGGAGAGUGCGGCUCAACUUCAACUGAUGCGAUAGCACUUUGAACCAACUUACAUCACAACCAGAUCCUAGACUGAUUAAGCUUAAGUUGCUCAUUGAUGUAAGGGCGGUUCUGGCAUCACUUUGACUAACUUAGGCUCACUUGAUUGUGUAACAGGGAUUUGUAAAAAGGCGAAAUAGUCCUGAAAUAAAAUGUACUUUUAGCAGGAAAUCAAAAGAACACAGAGGAAAAAAAAGAUUACGUCAAAAAUGCGCGUUUAUUGUGUAUUUAUAGAGACAUGACUUAAGAGAUCUGCCUGUCUGGGUCUGGUAUUAUAGAAAAGUCUGAUUUCCUGCUCCAUAUCAUGAGUAGGAAAUUGGGGGCUCAUUGUGCGCUGAUAAGAUCAAACUGAAUAUUUUUUCAUAAAGUUCAAGCCAAAUGUUGUUUUUAAUAUUUACAGUACGUUUAUUUUUCGUUUUGCUGCUUUGCUUGAGAAGUUUCCAACAUUGUCCCUUUCAAAGCUAUUAGGCCGUAGAUGUUAACAUCAACAUAGAUUUCACAGUGGCUCAUACCCCAUUAUUGUGGGUAGGAGAAGCUCAAUCUAAAAGGAUUUGCUUGGGAAACCAGAGGGUUGCUGGUUCAGGGCAUGUGUAUGGGAUUCUGUUUGUGCAUAUCAGCCUAUGUGUGCGGCUUGAUCUAACGGGGUGAAAAAGAAUUGAACUUCCCUCAGGGAUCAAUAUAUAAAUCUAUCGGUAACCCUUUCUUUUACACUUAUUACCAGGUAAUUAACAGGUAAUUAUUUAGUAACAACAUGAAAUUAUCUGGUAAUUACAUGAUAACUACUAAGUCAAUACUGCCAAUUUUUCCUUUUUUAUUUUUUCUGUGCAGCUCCAUUUUCAAAAGCUAUUUGGGGUUCUUAUUUUCUAUGAUUGACAUUUGAUACAGCCUAUGGGCGUGCGAAGAUUGCGUAGCGAUACGCUGUUUGAGCCGAUCGUGUCACAGCGACUUACUUGCCGAAUGCGUACAAUGCUACUGCGCAAGUGGUCGUUCCAGGAAGUGGAGAAAAUCCUGGAAAUACCAGAGCGAUUCGGCUUCAAAUUUGUAUGAUGAUGGAAGGUUACCUACCUGGUAACUAGACAGUAUUGACUUAGUAGUUAUCAUGUAAUUACCAGAUAAUUUCAUGUUGUUACUAGGUAAUUACCUGUUAAUUACCUGGUAAUAAGUGUACCGUAAAAGAAAGGGUUACCAAUCUACCUUUUAUGUCUGGGAGUCUGUUGGAUUCAGCCCUGUCUUGAACCCGGACCUUCCAACAAAAACACCUCUCUCUCCCUUUAAUCUCUGCCUCACUAGACACCUUGUUUCCUUACCUGAGAACAGUUUUAAGGGGCUUCUAGAAACUAAUACCACGGUCCCCACUCCCCGCAAAGAAAGCUUAUCUCUUUUCUUUAAUCCGAACCCUAACCUGAGGCAGAUUACAGUUUGUGCCGUGUUUUGACUGUUUAGUGGAUGACAGAUGGUAAGGUCCUGAUACAGAAAAUGUUGGCUCAAGGUUGAAGGAUUUAUUUUGGGAAAGAAAAAAUCCUACAGAAUGCAACAGCCUCGUCUCUUGCAGACAGAGAAACGCUCACUCAAGUGUGCUCUGCUCUGACUCUGACAUGCCCCCAAAUUAAUGUGAAAUGCCACUUCCUGGCUGUUAAUAGACCUCCAUUGAUGCAGAUUGUAACCUGCUGGCUUUUUUUUCUCCCUAUAGCAUUGCUUAAACCGCUGAAUUAUAUUGCAAAUUAGGCAAAUUUGGCAUAAGAUGAUGUAAAAUUUUGCAACAUACGGCAUUUUCAGACAGUCCAAACUAUCAUCAAAGAGACUGGAACAUAUCUAUGUGUCUUUCGACUUCAGAAUAACAUCAGACUGAAGCCUGCAGGCUGCAGCAGGCUCUGCUUUGCUGAUGCUGUUAGUACUCUGCGAGACUCUGUCUGGAAAAUCCGGCACUUGCUUCCAAAUUUUGAUAUCUGAGGAGUCAAAACUGGGUCAUAGUGCCAGUGUGGUUUAUGAGAAAGGGGCUGCUGCAGUCAGCAGUCUUCUUGAGCUGGCUUUUAAGCAUCUGUCAGCUCAGUGUAUUGUUUUGACAGACUGCUCAUUAACAGAUUAUUUUCAUUGGCAGCUGUUUUUAGGGGAAAACCUCCAUAAAGCUGCAGUGCACAAUCUGUUUAGCGCUAAAUGAAAGACAGAGUUAACAGCCAGUUUACUGAAAGAGAAAUGUGAAGUGUCUGACAUCUCGGAAACAGAGAUAUAGUCGAUAAUUGCCAAAAAAACAAAUAAAACACAAAUGAAAAUACAUCAGCAUGUAUCUGCUUUGUCUGGAUGUGUGAGCAGGCAACUCCUCUGUCAUAGUAACAUGACAGGGCGAUGGUAUGUCAGACUCCUGACUUCCCAUCAGCUCUUCUGAUCAUCUAUGCUGGAUCCCACCAAACUCUUCCCACUAAUGCUUUAAGUCCCAGGGGUUUUCUCUGAAAGCCUUUAGCUUAUUGUGCUUUUGUGGACGUAUACAAAUAAUAAUCUAAAACCACUCCACCUCAGUUUGCAGCGUAUUCACUGUAUUCAAUAGAAACGAAAGAGGUGGGGCUGAUGUGAGCAAACAACGACAGUGUAACCGCCUGUAAGUCUACUCACCUAUCUAUGCAAAAUGAAGGUUUGAAGUUGAUUUGAGGUGUUUGUUUUCAGUACAGAGGCUCUAAUAAGACCAGCAUUAAAUGGUAAAGAGACAAAUUUAACCAUUUGCUAACCAUUACUAGGUUAGCACUCGGACUUAGUUGACAUCAAAUCUUUUGAUUUGACUUGGUUUUCUGCUUUGAUUUACUGACUUGUGCGAUAAGUCAGUAAAAGUGGAAAGAAACUGUCACGUUUCACAAAUGUUGAUUCUUUCUCAUGAAUCUCCCAAAACCUCGUCUACCUCGACAGCUUCAAUGGUUCCCAAACAGUUUUAUUGUUUUUUUUCAUACCAAGAAACUCUUACAUACAGCUACAGUUUGGGAAAAUAGGAGGUUACUCGUAGUCUCCAUGUAUAUUUAGUCGACUGUAUGUGUAUUCUCCCAUAGUAUCCACAACCUGUUUAGCUUAUUCUUCACACACUGGGAUGAUAAUCGUUAAAAGUUGCUUUCAUUUAAACUUGAUCUUAGUUGUUCCUGUAAUGAAGGUAUUAUUUGGCUCUGUAUUUAAAUGGAAUUUAAUCAGACUACUGUGAUGAAUUGUUUGCUUGCCCUCUUCAUUAAGAUCUUAAAGUAAUACUGAAAAGCUUUUUUAAGAUCCAGCUCUUUAAACCCCUCCUGGCAUAACAGCAGAAACGUCUUGUAUAAGCACAUGUUCUUCAGUGUGACUAUUUCUUCCUGGAGGAACCACAAGUAGAUGCACGUAAGGAAAUGCUUCUCUUCCUAUCUAUCUAUCUAUCUAUCUAUCUAUCUAUCUAUCUAUCUAUCUAUCUAUCUAUCUAUCUAUCUAUCUAUCUAUCUAUCUAUCUAUCUAUCUAUCUAUCUAUCUAUCUAUCUAUCUAUCUAUCUAUCUAUCUAUCUAUCUAUCUAUCUAUCUAUCUAUCUAUCUAUCUAUCUAUGCUUGUUUGUAGCUAAGUUUUUGUUUUUACUCAGAAUGUCAAAAAUUUUCCUGUUGGAGAGAUGCUUGCGUAGUGUGGGGUUUGUUUUUUGGCUCAUUUGUUUGCUGAAUAAUACAGACUAAUGCAUCACCAGCCUUUCUCUGUGAAAAUAGAAAAUAAAAUUGUCAUCUUUUAGGUAGAGUUUGUUUUUUCUGCAGAGAUUGAGAUUUGCUGCAGGUUAGUGGGGAAUUUUGUAGUUUCUUGUUCUCUCCGAGCAAACACUCCUCUUCUUUAAAGCUCCUGUGAGGAGUUUUUUUUUCUACAUUAAUGAAAUAGUUAAUUCACAGUGAUUCUUUUUUUUAUAAUACACAAAAGCAAAUAAGAAAACUUUGCAGGAGAUGCUCUCACUUGCUGUAUAGUAUGCAACUACAAACCUAUUUCUAAACUUUGAGAAGGAAAGGUCUCUUCAGGUAAAAUUUAUCUCUAUCCACACGUGUCUUAUGAGGGGUGAUAAAGGAUAAAGAGUAUAAUGUUUCAAGAGUUCCUUUAAAGUUUGAUCACACUCUUGCUAGAUAGAAGUUGUUUUCAAUCCUCUCUUAAACCAAAGAUAUCUCCUACUUUGUCUUCCUGUGCUUCCUGAGUAUUUAAGUUAUUCAAAUGUAAAUCCUGCCAUGUGAGAGGAAGGAGUGAUGGGGAACAGAGGGGAAGUGAAAUUAACCCUUAGUAAUAACAGUAAAAACUGUGUUUUUAUGAAUGGAAAUUAAUGUCAAAUAGGUCAGACAGCCAAGGUCACAUUUGGUACAUGGCUCAGUAUUACCCAUGAUGCUUGUCUGUGUGUGGGUGUGGGUGUUACAUUCACUUGACUGGCUAGUCUGGGAUUAUUUCUCAGGGCGGUCGGAAAAUGGAAAAUGGAAAAUGACAGUAAUCAGAUUGACUCUGGCUCACGAUGAAUUCAUUUCUACUCUAACCCGGCAGAACUGUAUCUGGCUGCAGAGGACGGUUUAUAGGUCAACACAGAAUUAGUCGUCAUGGUGAGUCGUGUUUGGUUUUGUAUGGAGCUGGACCAACAUGGAUGUGGAUGAAUCAUCAUUGAAAAACUAGAGGAGUUAAUGAUGAUUAAUGUGUUUCUCCCUCGAUGCAAAUGACUUCUCACACGAAUUGUUACUCAGCUUGACCAGGCGCACCACAAAUAUAACAACAAAAACAUUUAUUUUUUUGAGAUAUAGUUGUAUUUCUGUAAUCUCCAAUAUUUAAACCAAUAGAUCAAUCAUAAUUUAUGACAAGGAGUGAGUUGUGCUAAGCAGCUGAAGUGCCGUUUAUGAGAGAUGAAGAAAACCCUUCUUAUAAAGACACUACAAUCAGAUCAUAAACUGACCUUUGACCAAAAUAAUAAACAUUUUAAGCGUUAUCUAAAAAGCUUCAGAUUAGGUUUCUGUUGCUAAGAUAACAAAACAAUUGUAAAAGGUUGUAAAAGACACUCUUUGGUAGUUUAUUUUAAAUAUAAGUCAGUAUUUUCUUCGGUAAUUAAUAAAAACUGUAUACAUUCAAAGACAUAAUACCCCCCACAGGACACAAAUCCGUAUUUUAACAACUUCAUGGCAUUUAUUAAGGGAUUUACACAAUUUUUAAUAGCAUUAUCCCCAGACAGAGAGGAUUACCAUCAGCCAGUCUGACAACUCAAGGCUUAUUUCCUGUAGUUUUGCUUCUAUAAAGAAUGGAUCACUUAAUCAUUAAGAGGUCAUUAUCAGCUUCAACGCCCUUGAAAAAUGGAGCUUUUGGAGGUGGUACCAACAUGAGAAAAUCAGAAAAAAAAUACAUUUUGUUACCGAUUUCCUCCAUCAGAAUCAGUAUGUUGUAAAGUGUAUCGAUAGAUUAGCUAAUGGUACUCUCCUGCCUGAAGGGCUGUGAGUUGGAAUAUGGUUUGUUAAGGUUUAACCUGCGCUGUUUUCCCCCAUAGUCCAUCUUUUACUAAGAAUAGAUAACCAGCAGUGGAAUACCUCAUUGGUUUUUCACUGAAAUAUUCCUACAGCGUUGCAUGUGUUAAAAUAUUAACAUGUAAAGGCUGCCAAUGGAGCGCUGAGAAAGACGGAUAUGUAAGCAAAGAAGGAGGGGGCUCCACUCGCUCACAGGAAAACAGACUGGCUGGUAUGUGUCCAGAACCCCAUACAGAGCAGUACACAUUAUAUAACCAUGUGAGUCAAAAUGUGGUGUUUGUGUUAGCAUUUGGUACUGUGGUUGUGUCUGAAAUGUUACAAUCUGCCAUUUGACCAUUUUUAGCGUAUAAAACUGUAAAAAGGCUGCCACAGCUAAAAAAAAAAUUGACAUACUGAAUUUGCCAAAUUUACUUACAAGAAGAUUGUAAAUAUUUUCAUAUUGUGUAUUUCAACAUAAAUAUUUUAUGAGCAGUUGUUAGACCAAAGAGUAAUUAUAUGUUUUAAGAGUAUCUUAUUUAGAUAUGGCUCAUGGCUUAUUCAUUCUGUUUCCAAUGAUCUGCUCUUUGUGUUGAAUGUAAGGCCAAUUCAGAAGUGCAAAAAAACUGCAGUUCCUUAACUGUCCACUUGAGACUGUCUCUAAGAGCUAUGAAACCCCAUUAGAGUCUGUUUAAAAUACCCAUUUUUACAUCAAGUUAACAGCCAAACCAAUUCAAGUCCCGAUACGAGUUUUUUUUAUUUUAUUUUGUAGCAAAGGUGCAUUUUUAUUACUCUGCUGCACCAAGAAGUGCGCAUAACCUAAGCAUAAGUGGUGGUUACUUCUUACCUUAUGCAGAGCUAGUUUGAAAAAUAAAUCUUAAAGUUUGGGAGGUCAAAAGCCGACUUUCUGAGGCACAGAUAAUAAACCAUGGUUUCAGUACAUUUCCAUUCUAAUCUGUAAUCCUGAUCACCUUAGAGUGACUCUGAUUCACUUUAAGUUUAGAGAUUCUCUGAGAACAGGAUGAGCCGAUUAAAGACACCAAAGAAAGACUGACUGAUAAAAACAAAUGUAACUUAGUUUGAAAGAUUCAAAGCCUUCAUUAGUGUAAAAGGAAAAGUUGAUGAUGUUGAAUGAAGCAAGAAUCAAACAAGCUGAUAUGGCAAUUAGUGUGUGUGCAGAACUAGAACAGAAUAUUUUCUUAUGUAUCGCUCUGAACUACAGCAGAUAAGCCUGAAUAGUUAAAAUCUGAUUUAAACAGGACUCAGAAUUUAGGUCAGAGUGUCCAGACAAGGAAGAAGCAGAUGAGUUGAGGUGUUCAGGCAAAAGAGGCAGAGUCUGAAUUGCUCAACACAAUAGGUAGCUGUUUUAAAGCUGCCAAAUCGCCCAGUCCUACAAUGCCGUAUUAGACAACAUAACAAACAAAAGGUUAUUGAUUGUGGGCUUUGGGUCUCGCAUGUUACACAGUCCAUUUCCAGUAUGUCUGGAUCUUUUCUCAAACGUUUACUGUAAAUCAUACAGUAAACUGUAACUUUCCCCUAGAUUUGCAGACAUACACAAACAGAACCCUGGAUCAGUGAACGAUUCACUCGGUUUGAUCAGUGUGUCUUUUGGCCAGGCUCCAUACGUGAUACUUAAGAAGAGCAGCAGCGCUUUAAAAAAAACUGCCCAUCCCUUUGCGGCGAGUUGAACCCAUGUAGAGUUAAUGUUCUUAAUCUGUAAAUCUAAAACUCUUCCAGCUAUGUUAUGUCGGGUUUCCUCAAAUUAUGACCGCCAAGACUCGAUAUUGUCACUUUUAAAUGAUGUUCCCAUGAUUUUAAUGGAGCUGAAAUGAUAACUUGAAAAUGGAAGAAAUGCUGUGUAUUGCAUUGACCCCAAAACUAUGACUUUCCAGGAAAUUAAAGAAAAUCCUGUUUUCCAAAUGACUAAGCACUGCAUGAGACGUACAAGCUUGUUUUUUUCUUUCUUUUCAUCUGUUAAACUUUAGAAAACCCGCUGACAGGCAUUAAAAAGGAUCAACAGCACAGAAUAAUGCAAAAAAAUAAAGAUGUAAUGAGACGUGGAGGUGUGAGAUUUCUACCUGACAGCAACAACAUGACACAAAGAAUAAGAAACAAGGAUCUGAACUCAACAGGUAUAAUCGUGUUUGUCUGUGGGCUCUGUAUUUGUAUGCAUGGCGCUGACGGCUGUAGCGGUCUGUGCACCCCACAUAUGCAGAAGGUAGUUCUGAUCCCAGCAGUUGCCAAUUUGGAUUUCCUAGGUCAAGACCCUUUGAGAUUAAGGUAUUUAGGCGUACUGCCAGCAGACACAAAGAGUUACUGUAAAUUUAAUCAUUUGACUGACCCCAGCUACACCUCACAAAUACAGUACAUGCCAUGAGCUACAAAAACACCCCCUGCACAGUCAGUUCAAAAUUUCUAGGAAAGAGGAAUGGAUUUAUUCGAAGCUGGUUUUUAGGGUUGAGGAGUUCGACAUUCGUCGUAAAAAUAUCACGGAUUUCUUAGAAAUAGGCCUGAGUGCUGGGAAACAACAACAAUGAUGCAUUACAUCCGCCUCACACAUUUACUCCAAGAACUUAAAACCCACACAAAAUGACUUUACACGUGAGCUUGUUUGUUUCGGUUUUUAAAGACUUUGUUACCCUUCGGCUGUAGCUUUUCAACUCGGUCACCUUUUCUGUCCGUUCACAAAAAAAUUUGCACUUCAGUUUCAUUCCAGCUGAUAUAGUUAUUUGAGAACUACGAGGGAUGUAAAUAUCGUAGUUGAGACCACAGAUUGAUCAUGAUUAGACAUUUAUGCGGAUUUUGUACCUUCAAGUAAUGAAAGUUCAUAAUUUUGAUGUCAGAAAUCAUCUGAGUUUAGAGAAUUACAGUUGAAUUAAUGGAUUAUUUAGUUAGACCACGGCAUCAGGUUCGGCAGGCAGAGGAUUGCGUUGCUGCUUUUUGCGGAUGAUGUGGUGCUUCUAGCUUCGUCGAGCAGUGACCUUCAGCUCUUGUUGGGGCGGUUCGCGGCCGAAUGUGAAGCGGCUAGGAUGCGAAUCAGCACCUCCAAGUCCGAGGCCAUGGUCCUCAGUCGGAAAAAGGUAGAUUGCCUUCUCCAGGUCGGAGGGGCGGUCCUGCCUCAAGUGGAGGAGUUCAAGUAACUCGGGAUCUUGUUCACGACUGAGGGUAGGAUGGAACGGGAUAUUGACAGGUGGAUCGGAGCGGCGUCAGCUGUGAUGUGGAUGCUUAACUGAUCAGUCGUGGUGAAGAGAGAGCUGAGCCGUUAGUUUUGUGCGUGUUUCUCAAAGUCCUUCCACAUGCUAAAAUGAUAUGAACACAGAAACAGUCUCUACUCCCGGAGUCUCUUCCUGAUCAGUGUUCCACCUCUGUCAUCCAAUCCAGAGUAUCUGAUUGGUGAGAGUGUGUGCCAAGUGUUGCUAGUUAAAAAGAGAAUCAUCACAGGCUGCAGCGGGCAGAUUAAAUCAGCUGUUUGUGUUCUCUGGUCACUGCAGGGGCUUUAGUUUUGCAGACACAGACUGGCUGUGAUUGAAGGGACUAAUCAUCCUGUGCCACCAACAGGAAGCUGUGUGUUUUUGUGGUUCAGUAUGAACCAUCACAGUGGUGAGAUAUCCGGCUGAUCCUCUGACCUCAAUUAAAGGAUCUGUGCUCAUCAAAGUUGAACUUAGUUAAAUAAACGUUCACUUCCCACAGCACCAUACUUAUUUAUAGUUGGUGUCAACUAGUUUUUCAGAGAAAACAUAGACAAAUUUUACGAAGCAAUCUAUCGCUACUUAUCAAAGGGGAAUUACGACAGUCGGAUUACCGCCUCUUAUAGGUUGCCAAAGGAGAUUCACAUACACAAGUUUUCAUUGUAUCUCCUCUGCAGUCUGUGUCUAAUUGUGUCUCUCUUUGUCUCCCUUCCACCCCCAAGCCCUUUUGUCUGAGAGGAGAAUGAGGAAGAGGAGAAACUGGAAACCUUUGGAGCGCCUCGGAAAGUUUCUGUGAAGUCUCAAUGAACGCAGCUGAAGAGCCUCUCUAGUACUCGACUCAAUGGCCAAGAAAGGGCGUACGAAGGGCGAGAAGCCCGAAGCGCUCAUCUCUGCCCUGCAGGCAGCCAAUGAGGAUCUCAGGUCUAAGCUAACUGACAUUCAGAUAGAGCUGCACCAAGAAAAAUGCAAGGUACUGUUCAACAUUUAUAUGCAUUCACUGUCCCUCUAAUUACUUUUGAAUACUUGCUUUCACUUUGGAUUAUAUCUUAACUAUCACAGAGUUGAAUGUCCAAAUCUUUACAACAAGCUUUGACCAGGGUCUCAAUCAUUAACGUACAUAUCAUGGCAUGAAUAUGUUUGUGCAGUAAGUUCGUCUGCAUAUGUGACUCAUGAGCAGUCGAUGGUAAAGCUCAGCACAUGCUCCAUGAAACACUCUGUUUUCACACAGUUAUACAUGGCGGAUUUUCACAGACAUGGUUAAAUAUUGUCACUGAACUGGUGCAACAUGUACAAAACAUGUGCUCUGUGUUUUCCUCAUCAGCUGUGCAUGUCAUGCAAAAAAAAAAACAGGUACUAUGUGAGCGAGAACAAGUGGAUGGUUUCCUGUUACUCACAUUAAAUGAUCUCUCUACAAGGACCGCUCUGAUUUUGUGCUGUAAUCAUGAAGAAGGGAAGCACCUCUCCCAUCGUCAGGAGAUGAUGACUUGUCAGAGUUUUAGGUUUGACAUCUUAAGAGCUCAACUGCUAUCCCUGUAAGUCCCCAAAUGCAGAAACGUCCAAAUUGUUGGUUUCUUACUGGAGUGUUCGUGGACAGAACUUAUAGAGAAUGUCAAAGUAAAUCGGAUAAUAAUGUGAUGAUAAUAAAUUGAAAUUCUUUUUAAUGCCACUAACUUUUUCACACACGAUUUAUACGUCUGGGGCUGUGACAAUGGCCCUCAGCCUGCCCCCUGUUGGAGAUCAGGAAGUAAUGCGGCUACAGUGUUGUGGAUGGCAAGCAGAAAUAAAUCUCCUUGAGCAAAAAUUUACAAAGAAUUAUUCCUUGUGAUUGUUACAAUAAUAUUGAAGAUGCAUUUGCAUAAAUCAAGGAUAUUAGUUUACUUUUGUGUUGAUUGGAGAAUCAAAUUGGGUUAUUUGUUUAUAUGCAGAUUAAACAUAGUCAACAGUGCAAUAAAACGCCCUGGAUGAGAAGAACCGCUCGACCCAAAGAAGUGCAAACAACACCCAAUAAGUACGACGAAGAAUAAAAUAGAAUAAUAUAUAAUAAUAAUAAAAAAGUAUAAAAGAAAUAUUUACAAAGUGCACAAGUGAUGUAGCAGCUGCUGUCAGAGUGUGAACGUGUGCAAUGGAGGAUAAUUUAGUGGGAUAAAUGAGGUACAAAUUGCCAUAUUGUACAUGAUAUUGCACAUUACAGAUAAUAUUGCACAGUUAAGUAGGUUAAUGCAUAGUUUACAAUUAUCUCUAGUCAGAAUAGAUUAAAAAAUAAGUGAUAUAUUUGUGGUGUGAUUUCUUCUUUCCUCUUUCUCCAAAGGUGAGCAAACUAGAGCGCGACAAGGUGCAGGAAGUAAAGCGGGUGCGAGAGCAGGAGCAGCACCGCCACACUGCCAUGUUGACGGAGCAGCGAGCCAAGUGGCACGAGGAGAAGCAGAAGGAGCUCCAGGCUCUCAGGGAAAACCUGACACGGCAACAUGAGCAGGAGCUGGCCCGCCACGCCAAAAUAAAAGACCAGGAGAACCAAAGGCUCAAAGCCGCUCUGAGUGCCAUGCGAGACGGCAGCGGGGAGAAGGUGAAUUAAGAUUGUGCACAGAGUUUGCAUUUCGAAACAUAUAUGGGGAAAUGAACAGAUAAAGUCCAGUCAAAAUAAAAUCCUGAGGCAGCAGCUGGGAAAUUGAACCGUGACAGGUGGGAUUGGCACAGGACGGUCACCUUCAUUUCAUUUGAAGAAGGAGCUCCACCUAACACUGAAAUAAAUAUUCACUCUGCUCGGGAUAAUCCCACAAAAAAAAAAUCCAAUAAGUAUUCUGUUAAAAAUUCUGCUGAGUAACACCAUCAUCCUUCCUCUUUUCCUCCUCCUGUCUUCUUCAGGUACGCACAGCGCUGACGCUGGAAGCCAAGGAGGAAGCACGGCGCUUCUUCGACCAGGAAAGAGUGAAACUCCUGCAGGAGAUAGCAGAGCUGAAAUCUGUGAAGAAGCAAACGGAUGAGGCUCUGAGCAACAUGAUUCAGUCCGACAAGAUGAAGGCGGGAGACCUGCGGGUGGAGCACCAGCAGCACCAGGAGCAGAUCUCCAAGAUCAAGUGGGACAGUGAGCGAGACAUCCGCAGACUGGUCGGUUUCAUCGAUGUUAAUGGGAUAAAUUUUAAUUCAAAGUUGGAUGUUGUAUCACUUUUUACAAUUCUAACUCUGUUUUUCCUGUAGGUCGAUGAAAUUAAAUCAAAAGACCGCACCAUUUUUGCUCUGGAGAAGGAACUGGAGUCGACAGCGGGUUUUUUGCAGAAGCUGCAGCUUCAGAAAGACGCUCUGGAUGAACAGCUGUUUCUCGUAAAGGAGGCAGAGUGCGGCCUGGGGAGUCCAAAAAGAGAGAUUCCAGGCAGAGCUGGAGACGGGGCAGAGCACUGUGGAAGUCCAGUAAGUAGAUGGGAAUAUAAAUGUGCAAACCAAACAUUAUUUUGAACGUAUGUUUCACGUUCAUCUUUGCUGUCGCUCUUGAAUACAACCUUGAGGUCUGAGUGCUAACGUAGGAAAAAGUUUCUUUGCUCAGUCUGCAUGUGGCCGUCUGAUGGUCACUGACACAGAUUUGCAGAAGCAGAGUAGAAUUUGUGUUAGAGGAACAGAUGAAAUGAGCGUUCAAGAGGAAUUCACAUUUUCAUGCUUGAUUUACUCAAAACUGCUCAUGCUCACUUUUGUUGGUUAGACUGCACUCACGGAAAGAAAGAUCUAGUUUAUGAAUCACAGCUUUGUGUGGUUUAUUGGGCCUGAUGUUGGGCUCCCUUGGUUUGUUUACUAAUAUAAUUUUAAAACAGGCUCAAAUAAUAACAGUGAAUAAAGCUGAUUGAGUUUACUCUGAUUUCUAAGACAAAGAUGAGGACAUGGUUUAAGAGCGGCAAAUUUAACCCUUUAGCAUAAGUCAGUUUGGAAACAGGAAAUCUACACACAUCCUCACAUAUUGUAGACUAAACAAUGAGGCAUACUGAUUUACGCCACUAUAGAAAAUCCCCCUUGACCUCCUCGUGGCAGCUGACUCUGAACUUCUUGUCUCGUCCCCCUUGAUCUGUGUGUGGCCUUUGACACUGUCUCUCACAACAUCCUUCUUGACUGACUGGCCUCUGUUGGAAUCACUGACACACCCUUGAAUUAGUUUAAAUCUUAUCCCUCUGGAUGCACUCAGUUCACCCAACCCUAAACCUUAAAAUCCCUGAAAUGUCCUGUUAACACCGGUGUCCCCCAGGGUUUCGUUCUGGGGCCCCUUCUGUUAUGGCAACAGGGAUUAAACUUGAGGUCCUCCUUAUUGUUAUCAGUUCUACUUUAACAAUAAUUGUCCGUUUAUCUCUCACCAUAGACAACUCCGUGGUUUCUCCCUCCCUGCAGAUGAAGAGUCUAUUAUUCUAGUGUCUUAUCAAUAAUGUUACUCACUCUACAUGUUUCCAUCUAUGCAACAUUAAUCACCCUCCCUCACUCCUGACUGUACUGCUAAUCUUUUUUACAUCAUGCAUUGAUUACUGCAGCUCUCUAUUGUCUCCCCCUGAAGUCCGUCCAUACUUCAGCUCCCUCCAGUAAUAGCAUCACUAGCAUCAUUGCCUUUUAUUCUUAUUUAUUUAUAAGUGUUCAAAGUACUUAUUUAUUUAUGUAUGUAUUUAUUAAUUAUUAUAAUUUCCCUGUAUUAUUAUUAUUAUUAUUAUUAUUAUUUAUUAUUAUUAUUAUUAUUAUUAUUUAUGUAUUUUUUUAUUUAUUUUAUUUUUUUAUUAAUUUAUUUUAUAGUUUUUAUUUUUUUUUCUAAUUUUAUUUUAAUUUUUAAUUAUUGAAUUAUUUAUUUUCUUGUUUUAAUUAUUAUUAUUUGUUUAUUUUCUAAUUAUAUUUUAUUUUUUAUUUAUAUAUUUAUUUAUUUAUUUUCCAAUUUUUAUUUUAUUUUUUAAUUAUUAUUAUUAUUAUUAUUUAUUUAUUUAUUUUCCUUGGGUCCCCGUAAGCCUUGAAAAGUCAUGUCUCUGAUAUCUUAAAGGGGUAAUCCUUCUACAGUUUCCUCAUUAAAUAUUAUUGGCAAGUCGAUCUUUUUGGGGAUCUCCAGUAGUCUUGAUUUGCCAAAACAUUUGUGGAAAACUGAGGCAACAGACCCAAUGUUUUCCUCCUAAAAUCAGCACAAGAUGUGGGGCUGUCCCAUCAUUAGCUCUAAAUCACAAAAAAUACACUGAUAAGAUUAGACUGCAAUACUUCAUAAUCUAACCUCAACCUGUACUGAUGAGAUUGAGAUCUCAUCACCGUCUGAUGAUGUAAUCUGUCUGCCACGGAUACAUAAACCCUCUUUAUUAAAUUGGACAUCAUUUUUUUUAUUGUUAAAGCAGCUUCCCUCAACGUGUCAGAAAUCUUACAGUAUUAAAUGUGGUAUUUUUGCUGUAAUUUCACACAAAAAUGCUGCUUUGUUUUAGUGAAAUUUUAAUUGAUAGUUUUUUGUCUUUUGUUUUCAGGACUUGAGGAGAAACCAGAGGCGCAUAGCUGAACUCAACUCGACUAUACGCAAAUUAGAGGACCGUAACUCCCUGCUGGUCGAUGAGAGGAAUGAACUGGUAUGAUUUCUUCCUCCUGUCACUACUCACCCUACAACUCACCCAGUUUUCAUCCCUGUUUAAAUUCCUCUCAACUUAAUACCUUCAUGUGUUCGUUCCCUUCAUCAGCUGAAGCGCGUCCGAGAGUCGGAGAAGCAGUGUAAACCUCUACUGGAUAAAAACAAGCUGCUCAGCAAGAGGAACGAUGAUUUGACUCUGACUAUCCAGAAGCUCGAGGACAAACUCAAGAGCUUGGCCAAGGAGAACCUUGAGAUGGUGAGCACAUAAUCACAGCCACACUUUAACAUUUCAUUCCCUUCUUAUUGAUAUCUUAAAGUACAACAUUUUUUUUCCUUUGUGUGUUUGUGUGCAUGCAGAAGGAGAAGAUUAGCUCCCAUCCUCCACUGAAGAAGCUCAAAUCUCUGAAUGAUCUUGACCAGGCCCAUGAUGACCAGGAAAUAGCUUUUCUGAAGCUUCAAGUGCUUGAGCAACAAAGCAUGAUCGACGAACUGACAAGAGUAUGUUGUUUUCUUUUAAUCUUGGGGUGCAGUGAACGUUUUGUUGGGCAACUUUUGGGGGAAUUUGGUGUUGAAUGUUAAUAUUAUUUGUUUUCAUAUUGUUGUAAAAGUCUGAGAAUUUUGUGUUUCUGGUUUUAAAUGACGUUAAAUUUUUACUCAUUGUUUACUUAUGUAGUUUUUUUGUUUCAUGUUCGCCUGCCAGUGUGAUCCAAAGUCAGACAUGCUUUUUAAGGAGUUUCUUCCACUGCCUUUGCAUCAACUUUAGGUACAUUAAGCCAUCUUUGUAACUCAUUUUACAAAUUCAAUCAGUUGCAACCUUCGCUCGAUUGGAUUAAAGUGCAUACUCUGAUCAUGUGACAACUGAAACAAGGACUUCAAAUACUCACAACAGCCAACAUUGUCUUGGGUCACAGACAGCAGAGGUUAAGUAAAUUAACAAACGGUCUCUGCAGUGACCCAGAGGAAUUAUAGUUCCCUGGAUGAAGUAUUUGAUGUUAAUUUUAGAUAAAUAGUUAAGAAUAUUCUGCUGGAAUAACUAAGACAGAACUGAAUGUACGAGUUUGUCUUAAAGUUUGUGUCGGUGUUGUAUUGUGUGUGAUUACAUUCUUAUUAAUUGAUUCAGGACAUUUUAACGUGACAGUGGAGUCAUUUGUUGUCUUUUUCUCCCAGGACAGAGAAAAACUUUUGAGGAAGAAAAGACAUAAAAGAAGUUCAAGGCCCAUAAAGGUAGAUAUGAGCACGUUUUUUUUUACCGUCUUUUGGUUUGUUUUUGGAAAGUGUAUACUCUUAUCUAUUUAUUACUCUAUAUUUUAAAGUUUACAUUGUUGUCUUCCUACAUGUCUUAUUACAGUUAAAGCUGUAGAGCAGACAUCACUUAUCUGUCAUGAUCUCAUUAUGGCCCCGAAUUAUCUAGCACAGAAAUCUUAGUUUGAAAUGCGUUUACUCAACUCAGGCUUUUAGGAUGGAGGGAAAGUGCUGAAAACAUAUUGGUUUCAUUUAAAUGAAGACACACCUGUCUUCAAGGAUUAUGAACACAUUUAAGCUUUGAAGGUCUAAAAUUGAAAAAAAAGCCUGUUUCAUUUCUUUAAAUGUGUCUCUGCUGAAAAGAUAAAUAAAUAGACCUGCAGCAGAGGCCUUGAAAUUACACAGAAAUCAAACAAAAACUCUGCCUCUGACUCUUAGAUCAAAAGUCUGACCUGAUUUCAAACAUUUUUUGACAUCCUGUAGGAAAAUAUAGUGAAAAAUUAUUCUUAAUAUGUAGAGAAAUAUAAAAUCAUCAAAGCGACUAAGACUCUUUGAUCUGGGAUCAGUUCAGCAAGGUGUGCUGACUGCUGCAAAAGCAUGAUAGAAGUCUGAAGAGUUGUAAAUAUUUUCUUCUUUGCAGAGGCACAUCGUAGUGGACACGUUUUUCGGGUAUGAUGAGGAGUCGAUGGACUCGGAGACGUCCUCUGUGGCUUCAUUCAGGAUGGACAGAACUCCUGCAACACCUGAUGAGGACCUGGAAGAGGUGAGGGUUUUCCUUUGGCUCACAGGGAGCAACAGAAAGUGCUUAAGUGACUACAGCGUAUGAGACCACUUUGUUGUCAUGGCGUGACUUUCAGUGUCACCUUCAGGUCCCAAUUGCAUCUAAAUGGGUGAAAGAGACAAAAUAUAAACAUUGACUGAAAACAACUUAAACCUGCUUCUAGUUGCAGAGAAGCACUUUGGAUGAGGACGCUGUUUGAAGAACAGAGGCUCUCAUCACUGAAAUAUCUUAGUUUACAUUUCUAGUUUCAGGCAUUAUCACAGGAAAGAUGGACUUUGUAACCCUGUUCUGAGAUGAAAUACUAUGAAUAAAGUUUAUAGUUAAAAAACUGUUUAUGUGCCAUUCAAGGGUCUAACCACAGAGGAGUCGGAGCUGCGUUUCCGACAGCUGACCAGGGAGUAUCAGGCCUUACAGAGAGCCUACGCCCUGCUGCAGGAACAGAAGGGAGGCAUACUGGAUGCUGAGAUGGAAGCAAAGGUAAAAGCAAAUUCAGCUGGUGCAGUGACAUUUUCGUGCCCGCCAGCGGCGUGGGAAGUGCGCUGAAAACUCGCCGAUUCAGGCGGAGCGUAGCUGGUCUAGUGGUGUGCGGCAAAGUGCGCAUACGUCACCGAUGCCCCACAGGCAGUUUCCACAGUGUCAGGUACAUUUCAGUGCAAUAAAAAAUCAACAACAACCAAUAUUUAGUGCAACUGACUCAGCACAUACAUUUAGAUCUAUAUCGAUAUAUUCUGAUCUAUAUCUGAUCUGAUGAGCACAUUUGGCACGCGUUAGGACAUUCCACCUGACUGAAUUAACACAGCUGAAACCGCAUUAAAUUAACAGUCACACAUUAUGAAGUUAACAAGAUAUUUAAUUCGUCUCGCCUCGCCGUGGCAGAUUUAAAGGUGAGGAGAGGAGCUGAUAUGAUUGGUAAAAACAGGUCUCGCCUGUGUUAAACCCACUCCACGCCUUCCCCCCUCCCUCUAUACUACUAAUUAUGCUGCUGGGAGGAGCUGAGUUAGGGAGGGGGGAUACUUACGCCAAAUUGUGCUUGGGCACGCCUUAUCAGGGCAUGGCGGACCUGACUUGCGCUCUGCCUGCGCCACAAUGCCGGCGAAGGCACAAAAAUAGAGCCCUUCAAGUUUAUUCUUUUCAUUUCCAUUGAUUUUGUCUCCGUUCUAUCCAUCUUCAUGUUUGUUCAAAUACACUUGUAACAAAGUAUAUGUAUAAAAGCUUUAAUCAUCAUCUUUUUUGAGGUUUAAAGUAAGAGAUGACAGCACAUUCGCGUCACACAGAUAGUAUAAAGCUGUAGGAAUUGAGUUACACACAGGAACAUUUCGUUUGUUAUCCAGGACAUUAGAUUUCUUAUCAUAUAGUUUGUUUCUGUUGAGCAGGCUGGUAUUUCACUGCUUCACCGUGUCUGUAAGGGUCAGUUUGUUCUCUAUCACAGUCUGGUACACUUGAUCUUGUGUGAUGAGUGAAAACAAAAUGUCCAAAAACAGAGUCAAUCUGCUCAUAGACCAGCUGCUCAAUGUCCAGUUUAUUUUCAUCAAAUUCAAUUACAGCCUCUGACGUGGAGUGGAAAUAGAGUUCUAUUCAGACAUGGAGGCUUUUGCAGUCUGAAUAAAUAAGAAUUAAAUUCGACUUCUGGAGCUUUAAGAAAUGUUUCCGGAAACUUUAAAAUUAUUUAUCAGACUGAAAAUGGUGAGACAAUCACUUUCACUUCAUAAACUUGUGGUUUGGCUGUGAAGCAGAGUACCAGUAGAACUUAUCCAACGUCUCAGAGGUGAUGAAAGAGGAGAAUACAUUUUCUCAUCAUACCCUGUACUGAAAAGUUAAGACUCAGCUGUGGACUUGUCUUUUAUUAUUUGCCUCAGGAAAGGAUGUUGGACACAAAUUAAGUGUUUUUGUUUUGUUUUGUUCUUCUAUUGGACACUCAAAUGUCUCUUUUCUCUUUUAUUUCAGGCCCAUGAGCAGCUCCAAGCAGACGUUCAGAGGUAUAAAGCCAAAAUAGAGGACCUGGAGAAGGAGCUGACCUUAAAGGGACAGGUUGGUCACUAUUGUGCACUCAUGAAUGAAGGCAGAUGUACUCAUGGUGCUGUUGACAUAUCAGUGGGCACACCUAAUAUGAUUCCCCGUACUGAAAUUACAGCAGUAAAAAGAGAAAUUCAAUACGAUGUACUCUGUGUGUAUGAGUGUGAUAUCUCUGGAUGUUGAAAAAGACAGAUUAUGCAGUAGAUAUAUUAGAUUACAAUUUCCUUUAAAAAUGAUUGUCAGAAAUUGAAUUAUGGUGAAAUAUUUCUUACAAGACCAUGAAAGUGCUAUCAGAAAGUUUAUCAAACCUGACGAGUCGUUUCAUCCACAGCAAUGCUUUGCUCUGAAUCACUGUUUUCUUAUUUUUUCAAAGAACAGCCCUGUGUUAAUUUUGUUACAAUGAGCUUCCAAGAUAAUUUAUAAUAUAUUUUUUUAAAGGUUAAAGUGUGGGGAAAUUAUUCAACAAACUAAAGUAACUUUAAUCUCCUUGCUGCACCCAAGCUGCUGAUUUAAAACCAUGAAAUUUACAGUUUCACGGAGGGAUAACUUAUUACAGCUCUCGCUGCAGGAUUUUGUUUUUAAAAGGUAACUGAAUGUUUUAGAGGAAGAUGCACCAGGCUGUAGAUACUUUGAUGGUUGUCUGUCAUGCAACCCAGGAUAUUCUGACCUGUCUUUGUUAAUGUCAUGUGCUGUAUGUCGGCGUUUGUUAAAACACGCCCCACGCUGUUAAGGUCUGCACACUGUGACAUUUUAUCUCUCAGUAUUUGCUGUAAAAAGGUUUUUGAGUCUUCAUGUGGAGCAUUAUACUAUUCUGAUGUUAUCUAUAUAAUAUAGACAAAAAAGGCUGAAAAGUAAGAAGAUGAAUUAGAGGGCAGAUCAUUAAAAUGGAUAAACACUCAAAGGACUUCACUGCAGCAAUGGUGAAGUUCUUUGGCAACAAAAAAAUCCAUUUCAGCCAAGUUACCUGCUAAGAUAAUCAUGUUUAUUAGAUUUUAAUGUGUAUAGAAUAAUCAAUCUGUAUCUGACUUUUCAUUCUAACCCCAGUUUUUAUCUUACAUUAAUGUUUUUCUCUUCAAAUAUUUAGAUGGCUGCACAGAGAGUUCCUUGUGGAAAAUAGUUUUUCUGUUUACGUGUUUUUGAUGAAAUAUUCACUCCAGAUCAGUGACAUUGAUUUUCAUUGGUUUGAGUCAUUAAAUCAUAAUGUGUUGUCGUAUUUUGUUGUAUAACAAAAUAUGUUGGAUAGUAUUUCUUAGACCCUUCUCUAUCCAUUUUGCAGGACUCUAAAUGGGUGGAGGAGAAGCAGCUCUUCCUACGAAGGAAUCAGGAGCUGUUAGAAAAGGUCGGACACAGUUUUGUGUUUGUUUUCUGAAAGCUUAAAAGUGACAGAAAUACUAAAUUUUCUGUAAAUAUAUGAAAGAAGUCAAGAUGUUGACAAUUUUUUGUUUUCAGAUUGGUCACUUUGUAUGAUUUAAACUCACAAUGACAUCCUGCAGUUGGUGUUGGUUAGGAAACUACAAAAAGAAAUAUGAACACACAAGAGAUAAUUUGAGCCAAAGUGUUUUUUCUUAAAAAGAGAUAUGGAUGUGAUUGAACACGGAUGAAACCCAUAAGAAACUAAGAUGAUAAACGUAGAUGCACCUAGAAAGAUCCUCUGAGAGAAAAUAGACAAACAUGAAAAUGUCAUGCCAGAAUAUUUAAAGACAUCAUACUUCAUACUUCAUACUCAAAUGUCGUGUAUAUCUGAUUCAUCAUUACUUUCUCAUGGAUUUCACCUGUUUGAUCACACAGAUGUUUUAAAGAUAGUGACUCACACUUUUAUUUCAUGUCCAAAGAACAGCAUGUUGGCUCCAAACAACAUUUGUGUUCAACAAAUCCUCUCUAUGGGAGCUUCCCAGUGUGCAGUUGUUUAUGUCUUUUUUUAGUGUACUUUGUAUGAUUCGAAAACUUAGUUGAACCCCCAGAAGGAAAUCGAUUUUUAUUUGGUCUGUGGAAAUAUGCUGUUCACACUCUGAGGUGAUGCUGACCCCUUCAAAAUAGUUUUAACUCAAAUAACCAGCCGUUUUUUUUCCCUCUAUGAUAUCUUGUAAUGUAUUUUUCCAUCCAGUGUAGCUGCAUCGAUCUGUUUUCUGUAUUAAUCCCGCUUCUUUAUGGCGUUCAGGUGGACAAGAUGGAGUCAGAGUGCAGCCGGGCACAGCAGGAGUUACAGGACUCCAAAGACCAGAACGAACUGUUGGAGUUCAGGAUACUGGAACUUGAAGUGAGUCACAGAAAAAAAUCUACAACCAUGUUCUUGUGAAAUAGCAGCGUGACAUUUUCUCAGAAGAGAAUCAGGAAGAACUGAAUUAAAUAGACUGUACACCCCGGGGGACACAUCUAGAGACCAUUAUCACGGUCUUGACCUAAAAAACACUUUUCAACUGUUUAAGAAACAAUAAAAUAAAAAUCACACAACUGUUCGAAUGGUUUCAUGAUGUUAUGGUCUAGAUAGUUUUUUUUUCCUGGAACUGCUUUUGUGUGAUCUGAUCUCGGGGAUUUUCUUGGAAAACUGCUGUUGUGAAUUUCUCUGAACAUCAUCUGAACAUGCAAACUAAAGUGAGCCCAUUUUUUUUUCCUAUAUGUCCAUGAAUGUGUAUAUCUUUAUACAUUAAUGUGCAUGCAUUUACUUAUAGAUAGCUAUAGAUAACGAUCUAUAUACACACAUGCCAUUAAAGCCAUUAAAGAUCAGUCUUUCAUCACAGGUAGAGCAGGGUACAGUUUUAAUCUCUCUGUGGAGUCAUUUGACGCAGACAGUCGUCUACACAGACAAUACAAUAUAAACAACACGACAAAUGAUCCAUACACCUGCUAUAAAUCACAGUGGUAGACAGUCUGGCUGAAUCUUAACCUCCCCCCCGAACCCUGAACCCUCAAGGACUUAAUUGGCGUUGCCUGAAAGGUGAUCGAGUGCAUGAAUCCGCGAGGGCGCAAAACAUUACUGGAAUCGUACAGCUUUUUGUGACUUCUCAGAAAAUACUGACGUCAAACCGCGCUCUUGCUCUCCAUAGUGGUGGAUUUAUUUUACUUUUUUACAUGUUUUUCCCUCACAAACCUUCUCUGUUAUUCCUGAAACGAUCGUGAAAAUAAAUACUUCCCCUUUGUGCUUUCUAAAAAGAGUCAGAAAAGCAGUUAUUUGAUUCAUCUCUGUAGACGCUUGGAUGACGAUAUAGAGGCUUGUUAGUUUUUAUGCUGCAGUGUGAAUGAAGCCCUCCAAGUAGAGAGAGGGUGGACAUCGAGAUUGGGCCUCUGUAACUGUAAAUGCUGCACUUGGGAACACUGAAUAGAAGCAUCUAAAAACUCCACCGGUAAAGGAUGCUGAGGGUUCGAAACAAUGACGUUUGCCUUUCAUUUCUCUCGCUUUAAUUAUUUUAAAAAAUGGCAAAAAGGAUAAACACUUCACAAUUUAUUACACUCUUUUCUUAGAUUUACUUUGACUGCAAGAGAGGGUUCAUAGUACAUCAUACUCUGAAAUUAAGGGACAAAAUCUGGGUUAAAAUUCGUAUCGUUAUUCAGUUUUACAGUUUUAUUUGUAAAAUACUUGCGUGUUUUAAAGACUUCUAUGUACAUUCAGUCACAUACUCCAGGCAAGUCUCAUUAAUAACCAGCUGACAGGGGUCUUUGUGUCCUCUCUGUGCUGCAGUACAGAAACUGGCGGCAGCUUGUGAGGUCCAAGCUGCCCCCUAGAGAGCAGAGAGGAGAAUGGAUGAACAGUAAUGACUGAACAAAGAUAGUCUGAACAAAGCACCACCUACUGAAAGUUACAUAAUCAGGAAAAAGACACAGGGCCUAUUAAAAACAGGGGGCUGAGGUUAGUGGAAACGCUAAAUUUGGUGGACUCUUGGCUGCAGUUUUUAUGGUAAUUGGCGACAUAAACAGGAUUGUUGUCAGUCCUGAACAGCAGAGGUUGUUUUGUAACCUCGCUCAUAAUCUGUAAUGUAAAUUUGCCCUCGACAUUUGUCACAAGAGGUAAAUUCAAGUAUAAAUAUUGCUGAACAAAGUUGAAAUGUUCAUUUCUGUUGUGGCAGGAGCGUGAGAGGAGAUCCCCUCCAUUCAACCACCUGAGAAUGCAUCCUUUCUCUGAGGGCAUCAGCGCGCUGCAGAUCUACUGUAUGAAAGAGGGAGUCAAGGUAAGAGAGGAUUCAUCUGCUGUACAAAUUUAUAAUUUAUCACAGCAGAAAGGAGCCUACUCAACCUUCACACAGUCAAGUCAAUGUUUUUGUCUUGAUUGAUACAAAUGCUAUAAAGUUAAGACUGAUUUUGUUUAAUCUGUGUGAUCCUAAUCUUCUUUUCCGCUGUUUUCUUUGCAGGAUGUGUGCAUACCGGAUCUCAUCAAGCUUCUAGAUAUCCUUGGAGAUAACGGGGUAAUUCAUGUGCGGUUUAACAACCUCAGCUUUAACUAAAAUCACCCUUUUGCUAAUCGAGGCUUUUGUUCUAUCCCCCUUUUGUUCAGAAUUUAAGAAACGAGGAACAAGUGGCCAUAAUUCAGGCUAGCACAGUUUUGUCGCUAGCAGAAAAGGUGAGUUUGAAAAUCUUAUUAUGGGUUCUAGUGUGAUUUUUUAAUACUGCAGACACACACACACACAGAGUGAUGUUUGCUGUGCAGACUCAUGUUUGGAUGUUUGUCGCCCUCUAGUGGAUUCAGCAGAUUGAAGGGACGGAGGCAGCGCUGCACCAGAAGAUGAUGGACCUGGAGAUUGAGAUGGUGAGUCACUACAACCCAGGAGAGAGAGAAUCUUUUUAUAGAGAUGGUGUUGUAGAGUCAGAUGAUUGAGGCUAAUGCAUCACAGACUCUCUUAAAGCAGUCAUCUAUUUAUUUUUGUUCCAGUUAAAUCACAUAAUAAAUGCUUCAUAUAUGUAUGAAUAGUUGAUGUUUACAUCUCCAAAAGUGUCCCAUCGACAGCCAGUAUUUUAAAGCUCCUGUGAGGAAUUUCUUGACAUCUCUAGAACUCUCUAAUAGCGAUGUGUAUGAAAUGUUGUGAUUUACAGCCACAAAACUGUUCCCCUUUUUUUUUCUCCCUUGUUCUCUGCAGGAAAUGUUCUGCAAACAGAAAGGAUACCUAGAAGAAGAGCUAGAUUACAGAAAACAGGCCCUGGACCAGGCCUACAUGGUGAGUGUGCAUUUGUUUCUGAGGUCAAGACCUAUACCCCCAAUUUCCACUGCGUCCAGAACGGCUCUGCUACAGAACAGCAGCGAUUUUCACCGUUCGCCAAUUCCCACUGGAUGCGUUUGUUAGGUGAAUUUCGUGGCAGAUUACGGACAGUGGGAAUCGCAAGACCUCAAAAAGAAUCCGUGGAUUCACAUGCAAUCACGCGAUAACGAGUUGUUUGUAUAAAGACAGCCACAUAACCAUGUAAGCAGUAGAUUGUGUCCUUCCAGAGGAGGAAAUCCACUUCGCCUGGAACACGUAGUGCUUUAUUUUGAAAAGAAGCCGGAUGUGUUAUUUUGUGUCUGUGCCCGACUUCCUUUCCAGCACGGGCGAAUCUGUGCUGAAUUUAUGCGGCAUGCUGCGGCGUCUGGAAAAAAAAUGGAACCCUGACGAUCAGCUGCAGAGUCUGCUGAACCGCAGCGGGAAGCAAAGAAGCCGGUGGAAAUUGACACAUUAACUUGAAUGGAAACGAUCAGCUGCAAUCAGCGCAUACGGCCUUUUUGCAGCCGUUUCGGAUGCGGUGGAAAUUGGGGGUUAGCUUUCGAGUAACAGAUAGAUGAUGGCAUCAGUUUGGGGUUAUGCAUGCGGCUGUGGUCAAAAGUAACACCACCUCUUUCCUCUCCUCCAACAGCAAAUCCAGGAGCUGGAAGCGACAUUAUACAACGCCCUGCAGCACGACAAGGUUCCCCAGGUCGCUACAGAUUAAAACCUUACAGUUAUUAAAUGAUAGGAUCACCUAGACAUGUGUCAAACUGUGAACUUUGGGUAUCCACUCAUUCUCCUCUGCAGGUGAUAAAGUACGGAGAGCCUCUGAACGAGCUGCAGAAGGACGAGCUGCGGACAGCGGUGGAGAAGCUGAGGAGGCAGAUGCUGAGGAAGAGCAGAGAGUACGACUGCCAGAUCCUCCAGGAGAGGAUGGAGCUGCUGCACCAGGCCCACCAGGUCGGUCUAUGAAUCUACAAAUGUUUGUGUGGACAUGGUAGGACAAAUAAAACGAGUGGACAAAGAAACAGUCCGCCUUGAAUUUAAGAUUCAGGCAGUUAUUGUGAUUUUGUUUUCUGGAGCCAGAUUUGACCAUGCUUGAGUAAAACGUAAGUUAUAAGGCUGUCUUGGUUAGCAGUGUUUUGUCAUUCCUGGUAUCUGAACAAAAGCAAACUUUGGCAAGAAAAGAUAGAAACCAAAUUGUAUCAAAAGGUACAGCCAACACGAAAAAGCCGAAAUAUCCCCAGAGGAUUUUGAGAAACCGUUAAAUCACAAGCUAGCCUCUUCUUACUGUUUUCUGUCUGAAUGUUUGCAGAGAAUUCGUGAUCUUGAAGACAAGACAGAGAUCCAGAGGAGGCAGAUUAAAGACCUGGAGGAAAAGGUAAGUUGUGUUUGAGGUGGAGAAGAGAAACCUGCCGAGAAAUGUCAAGAAGCUAACUGAGGAGAUUAAUUUUUAACAAGGUUGGAGCGCCCCCUUCUGACCGGCUACAGUAUGUGUCAAAUCAGAAUGAGAUUUUCCUGAAAAUGGUUUAAAUGUAGCUGUUCAGUGUUAUAAAUGAGGCAUAAAGUCAUGAUCGAUAGCUCUGCUGACUAAUGAGACUGGAUGAACCAACUAAAGAGGGCAGGUGAGAGGAAACAUAAUGAACACGAACAGUCAUUGAGUUUGACAUUACUGUAAAGACAAAAGAAAAGACAAGAAUCUGAUCUGCUGACUGUGCUGACCGGAGGAUUCCUGCUCUUUUAUUGACCAGUUAAAUGUGUGUUUUGGCGCGACAUCAGCAACAAAAAAGAGAGUUUGUACUGCAUAGACUCUGGUGAAAAAUACACAGUUAGUCAGCGCUUUUUAAAGUCCCACUCCGAUCGUUUUUUUUAUCGAUUAAAGUGUUCUCAGGGGUCUUUAAAUUGUGAUUGUGAAGUUACCUGUCACUUUCAAGGGCUGUUCUUCUGCAGAGCUCCGGUAGCUCAUUAGCAGUCCGCCUCUGAGUUGUGGGCGGAGACAGCGCUUGUUGUAUUCAGCUCUCCGACACUAAUGUCUUUGGGGACAUGAUGAGAGUUAAUAUCAUAAUUCGCUUUCUUACGAGCAUUGCAAUCCACUAACGCACACGCUUGUUCCACGAUCGUAGGAGUUACGUAGGAAAUCUCACUGUAUCUGAACCUGCCGUUUGCGUCUGUGAGAGAUUCACAGUGAUUUGAAUGCAGAAAUACUCAGAAAUGCAAUUUUGCACUUACUUUUCUCAUUGUAUGUCCUGUAGCAUCAGAAAAAUUCCAUAUGAACAUGUAGACGACAAGAAAAACAUGAUUUUCAUCGGAGUGGGUCUUUAAGUUUGUAUCAUAGAAGGGGCAGAAGCAUGUUGCCCAUGAUUAAAUAUGGUAGCAUGGUUGUACGGAUACUGUCAGUUUCCCUGCUGUACAGUUAACCUCUGUUUCUGUCUCUGCUAUUACUAACGUAUCUGUAAUGUCCCUCUAACCCUCUCCCUCCCUCUCUUUGUCCCUCCUUCAUGUCUCCUCUCCAGUUUUUGUUUCUGUUCUUGUUCUUUUCUCUUGCCUUUAUCCUUUGGCCUUGAAGUCUUUGGCGUGUCCCAUAGCAGAGGUGAGUCCUGAGGGCUUUGAGUAGGCAGUUCUGAACACCUCCGUCUCUCCCCUCCCCUCCUCCGCUGGACCUCGGUCAAAUACCUUUCUCUCGGAGCGGAAACCUGCGCAGCAAGUGUUUGGGUUUCGUUCAGACUCCACAGCCGAACUCUGGGAAGGCUCCAGCUGCAGAGCCUAAGUUGAACUUGACAAGCAAAAAAUUGGCCUACAUUUGUCAAGCAUUUACUUUCUGUAAUUGGCUCUGAACUUUAGAAUAAGAGUGUUGUUAGGCUGUUGUUUGUUUGGUAUUUACUAUAAAACCAAUUAUGGUAGUAAAUCAAAGAUAUAAGUUGAUUGAUCUUCAGAUAAUACAAAAUAUAACUUGUACCAGAACCUUCAAACAAAGACAAAUACACUGAAAACUAAACCUAGCAAACCUUCAGAUCUCCAGCUCUUGUUUUAAUUCAGUAUUUGACUCUGGUCUGGUCUGACUCCUCCACACAUUUACUCACCUCAUCACGCCCUUACUGAAUAUUCAUCUUUCAUUUCUUCUUUCUCUUCAUGCUCUUAAAAUCUUCCCAGUAAAGCAAAGUCAUUAAUGUGCAUGUUUUCUUUAUAACACUUCAUGUGCAACUCAUUUUUACUGACUGGUUUACAGAUAGUAGAAACAUCCCCAUAAAUAUCCUGUUUUGUUCUUUAUUAUUUUGUAUGUUUUCAUCAACUCGUGUCAUAUUUGUACUUUUUUUAGUUUGUUUUUUUUUUUUGCAUCCAGCCUGUACAAACAACACCGACUCUUAGUUUCACAGAAUUGAGAUGUUACAGCUGAACAGUGUGAUGCUAAAGGUGGUUAGAUUUGCAGGGGAAAAGUAAUGGGAGGAAAACACAUGAUUAUCUAUAUUUUGUGUGUCUUCCCGUAAAGGUUUCACAAAUCUAAAACUCUAAAUUUAAAGAGUCUCUUCACUGUUGGUGAUCAUUAGGCUCAGAUCUGACAAGUGUUUGAGUUUUUUUGGAUCCAGAGGUUGUCCAAUGUAGUCUAGAGAAGAAGAAGAAAACAGUGAUAUCUCAUUUAUUAGCAUUUUUAAUUACAGAAUUAGGAUUUUACCUUCAUGUGGAAAGUGGAUGUUAUUUAUUUUUGGUGAGUCUUGAUAUUUCCAGAAUAGCUGGACUUGUUAAACAAAAGAAGAGAAGUCAAAAUCAAUCCCCUUGUAGCGCGGUUUUAGUCCUUAAGAUAUAACCUUGCUUCUUGCUGAUUGCUGCUCUGUGUAUGGGUUAGUCACUGACUUUUUCUGGGCAGGUGAUGGAGGUUAUUUUCAAGAAACGCCUGCAUGUUUGGCUAGAAAAACAGUCCUGUAAAAAAACAUCAAGCAGGGAUCCUAAAACAGUUCAGUUGUGAGUUAAAGUCCUAAAAAGACACCAAAAUGUUGAAGGAGCUAUUAGGGCACUAAGAACUAAAACAGACCAGUUUAAAAUCAGUGAUUAUGUUGAAACUUAAAAGGACUUAUAUACUGAAUAAUUUUAUGAUAUAACUUUUAUUAUCUACCUACUUUUAUUUAUUUAUUUAUUUUAUUUUAUUUUUUAUUUUUUUAUUGCAAACAUUUAACAAGGCAUGCAAAGGAGUGAAGUCCAAUAUGAAUUAUAAUAGAAACAAGGAAUAACAAGAAAUAAAAAAAAACACCAAUGAAAACAAUAACGAGACAAAAACAAAUCAAAAACAACAACAACAAAAAAGAAGAGAAAAAUGUGAUUAUGGUACAUCAGCAAAAAAAGGCUGAAAAAGGCAAUUAGAGCAAAAACGCAAACGAGAUGGGAGUAGGGAGUAUCAGUCACCACUGUUCAAAAUGUAUGGUAGGGAAUAUUGUUGCUUGAUUGUGUGGAUGAGUACAAUGUAUAUGGUUUGGGGGCAAAGCCUUAUGUAAAAUAAAAAUAAUAAUAAUAAGGAAAAACUAAUGAGCAACAAGUGAAAGAAAAUUAGAUAAAAUAAUGAUUAGAACUUUUAUUUUAAGUAGUGGAAACACUGUUCAAACCUAAAACAGAUAAAUUUAAUUGUUAAAUAAGUGUAGCUGAUGGCUUCACUUAUUCUUUGUGACUCCUCUCUCUCUCUCUCUCUCUCUCUAUCUCUCUCUCUCUCUCUAUUUCCCUCAGGUGGUGUGUCAGCUCGGAGAUCUUGUUUGUGACUGCAGUGUUAUUUAUUUUCUGGUCAAGUGUGGAACAACGUGCGUGGUGGCGGCGGUGGCUGCUAGUGUCAUAUCAUCAGUGACUGCUGUUGGUGUAGGUGGAUGUGUCAAGUGUCGGCCAUGGAAGUCCUCACUUCAGAUAUUAUUAUUAUUAUUAUUAUUAUUAUUAUUAUUAUUAUUAUUAUCAUUAUUAUUAUUUUUAUUAUUAAUUAUACAGGGGUUGGGGUUCUCAGGAUACUGCCCAGGACAAUGUUUUUUUAACACGGUGAUGGACAUUAAACGUAUCUCCAAACAGCGGGGAGUACUGUAACAGGCUGCAAGAACAACACACGAUUUCAAAGACACUGAGUAGAUACAGACACACAAAAUGCCUACACACACAUGUAGAGGAUAAACACACAUGCAUGCAGAUGCAUUUACACACACAUUCACACACACUUACAUGCUUUGACAAAUCGAAACCAAAGCCUGGGAAAUGUUUUCUCUGCCAUGCAGGGUAAUAAUACGCCAUUCACUACCAUUUAGCCACAGUGGGAAUAUAAACAGACACACAAGAAGUCAUAAACAACAAGGCAAACAAACCGCCCGGACCACAACUUCUGUUCCUCUCUUUUUUUUUCUCUUCCAAACCUAAAAGGAAACUUUUUUUUUGGCAAAUGCAACUUCUUGGUGAAAUGAAGCGAGCAAACUCAGGGCCUAUGAGUGCAGAGGCUGCUUCAGGUCAGAUCAUCACAAGAAACACUCGGACAUGGUGUGUCACCGGUUGGCCUGCCCUCACUGUUCCCACAAUGGUGCUUACACAGACUACUUGGACUCUCCAGAGGUUAAACCUUGGGAAAAAAAAACAGAACUGCACUGCAGAGACGGGUGUGUAUGGACACUAGAAGGGGGAUAGAGGACACUCAGGUUGAUUCGUCUUCACUGCGAGAUAAAAAGAGGAAGAAAAGAUUAAUUUGGAGGUAUUUAAUCUCUCUGAUCCCGCUCCAUUCAAGCUGGAUCUCCACAUACAGGUUGUUAAACUUCUUUUGAAUUUGUCUUAAAACCAGCAGACCGUAAGAGCUUUACUCUCUGGUUGUCUCUUUUCUUUUCUUUCUUUGUUACAGCCUACAGAAACUGUGUCCCAAGAUUUCCACUGAGAAAAAAAACAAACAAACAUCUAUUCUGUACUGUAAUAUAUACAUUUGUUGAUAUGUACAUGUGUCUGAAUUAUUUCAUGUAGUCUCCCCCUCUUUUAUUUCUGUGAAUAGUUGCACUUUUCUUUAAAGCCUCAAGCAGCUUGAACAGUUGACAUACUUGGCAGUUUAUGAAAGACUCAGAAGAGUGUAAACUGUUCUGUUUUCUUGUGGUGACAGCUGCGAAAGAUGGACUUCACUCCUGGAAAAUUAUAACUAAAGAGUUGUUGGAAUAUGAAUGUGGAAUAAUGGAAUAUUUGCCUCCCCUUUCCCUCUUUCCACCCAUCAUGUCACACACACACACACACACACAAACAUAACUGUUUUUGUUUUUCUCAUGUCUACAAUAUGUUACUCUGGUUGGCCAGCAGGGGGUGCUGCUUUCAACUUAGCAACUUUCGAUUUUCCCUUUAAACUGGUACAAACCUGUAAAUAUUUUCAGAUUACCUUUAUCAACAUUAUCAACCUAAGUUCAACGAUUGAUGAGUUUGAAAUCAGAACUAACACUGAAGUCAUUGGAACUUUCUGAUAAUACAAAAAAACCCUGAAAAAUCUAAAAUUAUAACCCAAAAAAACACUUUAACUUUUUUUUUUUUUUGACACACAAACUCAUCUUAAAUGCAUAAAAAUCCUCAUUCUUCACAUUUCUUGUGUCAGACUAGGGGCGUGUCCAAACUUUUUUGACUGGAGCGACCAAACUACAGCUGUCUCUUAUGUAGGGGUGGGCACUCACAUACUCACAUCCCAAAAACAGCAUUAAAGGUGGGGCAGGCAGGAUCUGAGGAAGUGCCAGUUUUUGGGAGAAAUCUUGAAUGUAAACACUACCCCUCCCAACCAGUUUUCCCCUCAGCUCCUCCUCUCCCCUCCCUCUCUGCUCCAGCAAGCCCCGCCCACAAACAGACGCCCAUCCUCAUAGUAUUGUUUCAAUUAAAUUCAGAUAUAAUGCAGAUAAAUACUUCAGAUAAUUACAAAUGGGGCCCAGUCAAAGUAAAAAGCAUUGGUGCUACUGUAGAUGCCAACAGACUACCAGCAAACACAAUGUUUGCAGGACUUCUACAACUAGGAUAAAGUGACAUAGUCCAGGACCCGAGGUCAACAGUUUAGCGGUGCUACAACACGCAGCAGGUCCCGUUUGACAAGAAACACUUCUUUUACAGACACUUAGCUUAUUUUUCUAAAGCGGUUUACCUGUCCAGCAGAAAGGUUACAGGGUCCGUAAGAUCCUGAAGCGUCCUCCAUCAUUGUUGACCGGGCUUUUUAGCUCUUAUCUGGCUUUUAAAGCGCCCGUUAUUCCGCCAGAGUCUGCGGUAUUUACUUAGUUUUAUUGCUUGUGUUGGCAGUCGUGGCUAAAGGAGGAUUCAGACAAUUUUCUGUACUUUCUGGUUGGUUUCUACUGUCCAAUAUUGUAGCACGCUAACUUUGUUUGGGCCCCUGAACGACACGGGGGAGCAGCAUCUGCCUCACAACCAAUCAGGAUGAGGGAGGCGGGGAAUGGCUUUGUUUACAGUCAGAAAGAGCGGAGCACUCUGAAACUUUAAAAUCUUGACUACACAAACAUAAUAAAACACAGCGAUAUCGUUAUAUUACCAAAUGUCAUCAGUGACUGAUAUUAACAGCUUUUUUUGUAUAUACACCACAAUAAAAGAUGCUUCUUUAACAGAAUCCUGCCUACCCCACCUUUGAGUUAAAAUUUAUCUCCUAUUUAUCAUUUCUAAACAUAAACAAUAAGGUCUCUUACAGAUGUUAAAAUCAUAUUUGAAAGGUAUUUUUAAUUGGAAAAAAUGCAGAAAGAGUAGCGACAUAGAAAUCUCCCAUGUUUCCUUUAUCCCAAAAAAUAUCAUGCAAUUCAAUAAAACAUGAACAUCAACAUGGUACUGAUUGGAUAGAUAGACAAUCCUGACAUAGAAUUAUGGGAAAGCACUUCAGGGGGAAAAUGUUUAGGGGGACCUUGUCACCCCAAGCCAAUCCAUGGACACGCCCCUGCUGCAGCAACUCGCUCAAAGUGAAACAGGAGAAAGUGAAUGCAACACGACACUCUCUCUCCUCCUCUCCCGCCGGGCUCACUCUUUCCACUCUCUGCAAUAUUUACAAGUUAACUAUGCUCUCUUCCUACAAACCUGAGCUGGUGUAUCCACCCUCACAGGUGUAGUGUGUCCAGUCAUCUCACUACACAGCAGACAGUAUCUAAAUGACCAACUCCAUUCACUUUACUGAGGGGGAUGACUGAGACUAUUUCUGUGCAAACUCAGCUAUCAAGCAGUUGCCUUAAAUGCACUUUCCCCUUUUUUUUUCCACAGUUAUUUUUUCAGGCGGUUGAUAUGAUCAUGUAAUGUAAUGUAAUGUAUUGUAUAUUUUUUGUUAUUAUUUAACAGAGAUUUUUUUUUAUCUUUAACCCGUCUGUCUUCCAACAAGAAUUUAACCCCUCCUCCUACUUUCAUCUAGAUUAAUAAAUAAACUGAGAAAAUGAGCAAUGCUGUAAAAAAUAAAAAAAACACAUGGCCUUUGACGGUAAGAAGAGA